AUGAGGGGCGGUGGAUGGUCCCUCUGUCUUCCAGCCCUGGGUGGACAGAGGGGCUUCCAGAAAGAAAGAAGGAUGGCCAGUGGGAAUGGACUCCCUUCUUCUUCGGCCCUGGUGGCCAAACGUCCUUCCGCCCUGGGCCCAUUCCCCAGAUAUGUCUGGAUCCACCAGGACACACCCCAAGACAGCCUAGACAAGACUUGCCAUGAAAUCUGGAAGAGGGUUCAGGGCUUGCCUGAGACCCUGCAGCCCAGGACCACCAUGGAGCAGCUCUCUGCCCCCAUGGUUGGGACUCCAAGAGACCAUGAGCUCAGCUUCCAAGAAGAAGCUCUGGAGCUGGGCAGUGGCAAGGAUGAAAUCUCCCUGCUAGUGGAACAGGAGUUCCUAAGUCUCACCAAAGAACACCUCAUUCUGCUCCAGGAGAGCUCCAGGGAGCGAGAAGCAUGCGGUGGCGCCCCCCUGGGGACCAGAGAGCCGGCCUCCUGCCUUUUUGCGCCUCCUCUGGUGGCCAGCAGUAGCAGCAGCAGCAGCAGUACCAGCACCAGCAGCAGUGAGCGCCCAGCAGCCUCCAUGACUACAGGAGGUGACAAGCAUCAGGAACAGAAGAUGGCGGUGGCUGUCAUUGGCAGCCGGCAGGACUCUGGUAUGUCUACCGUCACUGGCAUCCUGCGUGCCACUAAGGUCAAGAGUAGUACCAAGGGGACCAAAGACCAGAGCCACAGCCUGAGCGCCACCAACACAGAGAUCAGCAAGCUCCUGGCCCAAUUCCCACUGAAGUCCACCGCAAUGUCCAAAACCCCAGACAAUAAGAUGGUAUUGGAGGAGACAAAGGUCAUCAAGGACUUCCUAAAGAAUAACAUGUUCAGUAGCUCAGGACCCCGGGAGGCUGCGGGACUGGGCCCAUUUCUGCUGCUGCCACCCCCGCCUCCUCCAGCAUCCCCUGACAAGCUCGCCGAUCUUCCUGCUCAGAAGAGGCAGCUGCCUGUGUUUGCCAAGAUCUGCUCCAAGACUGACCCUGCUGGGGAAGGCCACCAUUUGAUGGAAUGGAACCCUGGCACCAAAGAGCCAACCAAGGGUCAAGAGAGCCUCUUUCUCAGCCAGUGGCCUCACAGCCGGAAGGACACUGGCAGUGAGGAAAGCCGCAGUGACCCAGUGGGCACCACACCCAUGGCCUUACCCACCAAGAAGCCUGCAUGGCCAGCUGAGAAGAACCUGCUCUAUGAGUUCUUUGGGGCCACUAAGAACUCAAGUAAAGUAGAGGUGGAUGGAUUGGAGCUGAAAUUGAAUCCACCUGUACCAGUUGCUGACAAGAACAACCUUAAGUACACAGGGAAUGUGUUCACCCCACGCUUUGCCACAGCCUUGACCUCAACAACAUUGAAUCAGCCACUCUGGCUCAACCUGAAUUGCCCACCUGCACCGAUGUUCACGAACCACUCCACCUUCCCGCAGUACCAGGGUCUCUACCCACAGCUGCCGGCGAGGUUACCUUACCAGCAAGCCAUGCAUCCCCAGCUGGGGUGCUACUCCAGACAGAUGACGCCAUACAACCCACAACAGAUGGGCCAGCAGAUUUUCCGCUCUUCUUACACCCCCCUGCUGAGCUAUAUCCCCUUUGUGCAGCCCAACUAUCCCUAUCCUCAGAGGACACCGCAGAAGCUGUCCACCAAUCCCCGAGACCCUUCCCCUUUGGCAGGAGAUGGACCACAGUACCUCUUCCCCCAGGGAUAUGGGUUUGGCUCGACAUCCGGCGGGCCCCUGAUGAACAGCCCCUAUUUUUCCUCCAGCGGGAAUGGCAUCAAUUUUUAG
Molecule: messenger RNA, 1806 nt
Organism: Dipodomys ordii (Ord's kangaroo rat)
Lineage: Eukaryota; Metazoa; Chordata; Mammalia; Rodentia; Heteromyidae
Product: chromosome unknown open reading frame, human C1orf94
Exons: 7
Coding region: 1-1806 (601 amino acids)
Source: RefSeq, a predicted model, not a curated record